Messenger RNA from Purpureocillium takamizusanense, 1907 nucleotides. RefSeq lists its product as uncharacterized. The record is from RefSeq and is a predicted model, not a curated record. NCBI's taxonomy places the organism in Eukaryota, Fungi, Ascomycota, Sordariomycetes, Hypocreales, Ophiocordycipitaceae. The coding region runs from base 447 to 1577 and encodes 376 amino acids. The transcript has 2 exons.
GGCUCUUUGUGGCGCAAACUUUCCUGUCGGCCUCAUGCCUGCCUGUCUGCUGGGCCUGCUGGUGUUUUGUUGGCCUGAAUCACUCAUUGGACUCUUCCUGGCCUGCGCCCUUUUGCUUUGUUCAUCCUUGGGUCUUCCGUUCUUCAGUCAUCUAUUAAGGCGUCUCAGGCCCUCUCUCCGCCUUUUGCCAUUUUUGGUGUGCGCAGCUCGCCCACGCUGUCACGCCAGCCGUUUUUUCUUGCCUCCCGCCGAGAUACGAAAGGAUCGACGCCCUGAACCGCCGCUUCAUGAGGGGGUAGUCGGCCUGAGCACGCCACGUCGCCCAGCGCUCCCGGUGGAGAGCGUCUUGGCUUUUCUCAACGAGCAUAUUAUACUUCUUUUCUAAUUCACGACGUUGGUCUGGCUCUGGUGACGCCUCUGUUUUUUCCAAGGGCAGGGCGGUCACGAUGCCGAUCGGAGACCUUUUGGCUCAGAUUACUGGCGACCAGUCGACUGCCGGCUCGGCCCGAACACCUACGCUCCCACGGGGCAGCCAGGUACCGACGAAGCGGAAGCCCGACGAUGACUUGCGCGGCAACGCCUCCAAGUCGGUUCGCCACGAGCCUUCGCAACGGCCGAGCCACGGCUCGCGCCCGACAAGCGACAGGCCCGCUGCAUCGCACCGGUCGGCUUUGAACGGCUCGAAACCCGCCCCGGUCGACAGGACCAAGUCGGCAAACGCGAUAUCGAAGCCAGCCAGGCCCGCCAUCCCUGGAGCGCGGUCGAGCCCGAACAAUACCCCGGCACCAGUCCCGGCCGCCCCAAGAGCACCCCCGAAGAAGGGAUCCUUUGCUGAGAUUCUCGCGCGAGGGCAACGGGCCCAGGCCGUAAUGGGUCAGGUGGGCAAGAUCCAGCACAAGAAGGUCGAAAAGGGAGCAGCAGCCAGGAACAAGGAGGACGUGAAGACUCCUCAACCUGGCAAACCGACUUCCGCUCAGGCAAAGGGAAAGCAAGCGGCUGGAUACUCUGGGACAUCAAAGGCCGCUCCCCGAAACGGCACGAAUGGCCAUCGCGUGGCGGGCAAGAAGGACCCUCGAGACACCCAGGCAGGCCGAUCGAAGACCGGAACCUCUCGACGCGAAGCAGAAGAAGAAGCCGCCGCCGCCGCCGCCGCCGCCAAAAAGGUCAAGAAGGCAGCCCUUGUCAACACGGGCUACGCCGGCACCGCGCGGCCCAAGCCCGCGGAAGCGGGCCACCGCAAGAAGGAGACGCCCCGUGGCGGAGCGCUGCUCAACGCGCCCAUAUCUCGGGGCUCGUCGAAGCGCUCGCGCUACGAGGAAGACUACGACGAGGAGCUCGACGACUUCAUCGAGUAUGACGACGAGGAAGACGAGGGCGGCCCGAAGUACGGGUACGAGUCGGACGGAUCCUCGGACAUGGAGGCCGGCCUGGACGAGCUCGACGUCGAGGAGCGCAGGGCCGAGUAUUUCGCCCGCAAGGAAGACAUCGAGGAGGAGCGCCUCGAGAAGACCCUCAAGGCGGCCAAGGAGGAUCGCAAGCGCAAGGCCAUGGAGGAGCUGCGAGCGCGCCGCCGCUGACGUGGCGGCGGGGCCCAAGGAGCACCCUGAUACCACGAAGGCUUGAUUACUUGUCCGUGUUUGGGCAUCACCUGGGGCGUUGGGAAAGAAUGGCCAUGGCAUUUGCUACCGUAUCCUUAGCCUCGAUUCAUUAGCGGCGGAGUUUGAUCGUUUCAUCCCUCUCACUUGGAUCUAUUUCCCCUUUUCGAGCUUACACGUGGAGAGAGUCGGUCAACCAGGGGCCCGGUUGAGAUAGCAUGCAGCAAGGGUUUGGGUGUUGGCACCAGGCAGCGAUGUAUUUCGAUACCGAGACUGGCAUUUGAAUUUGUAAACAUGUCAUGCAAGAUGCAC